Messenger RNA from Vicia villosa (hairy vetch), 2024 nucleotides. Its product is annotated as serine/threonine protein phosphatase 2A 57 kDa regulatory subunit B' beta isoform-like. Gene Ontology annotation, biological process: signal transduction. The coding region runs from base 370 to 1776 and encodes 468 amino acids. Lineage: Eukaryota; Viridiplantae; Streptophyta; Magnoliopsida; Fabales; Fabaceae. The record is from RefSeq and is a predicted model, not a curated record. Gene Ontology annotation, cellular component: protein phosphatase type 2A complex. The transcript is spliced from 2 exons. Gene Ontology annotation, molecular function: protein phosphatase regulator activity.
CAUUGUCGUAAUUGUAAUUUUGUAAUGCAUUAUCCAUUGAUAUCCCUUACACGAAUAUGCAUCUCUCUAAUAAUCUCCUCAAUUUUACUCCAAAAAAACAACUCAAAACCAUCGCAACUCUAACCCAAACACACGCUCUCUAUGUAUUCACCAAUCAUUUGAUCGCCGGAACACAUCUCCGGUAACCACCUCCGAUCAUUGACCACCACUGUGACCACCCAAUCACCUCAGAUCCACCGUCGUUCAAGCUGUGAUGCGAAAAUCGUCGCAGAAGAAGAAGAAGCAUUCACAUAUAAGGAACACUAGCUUUCAUUUUCAACAAUCACUUCCGAAUUUGUUAGCUUAGGGUUAGGUUAGGGUUUGAAAAAAAUGUUCAAGAGAAUAAUGAAGGGAGGGCAAAAGAAGCCCUCCAAAUCGGAUUCUAACGAUGGAUAUGGUCCUCCGGCGAGCGACGUCAAUCCAUCGGCGGCUGUGGUCGUUCCUCCUCCGUCUGGAAAAAUCGAGCCGCUUCCGUUGUUUCGUGAUGUACCGGUUUCUGAGAGACAGAAUUUGUUUCUCCGGAAGCUUCAGAUUUGUUGCCAUACUUUGGAUUUCACCGACACGAUGAAAUCGGUUCGGGAGAAGGAAAUCAAGAGGCAGACUUUGAUGGAAUUGGUUGAAUUCAUUCAGUCUAGUUCGAGUAAGAUAACGGAGAUUUGUCAGGAAGAGAUGAUUAAAAUGGUGUCGGUGAAUAUUUUCCGGUGUCUCCCACCGGCGUUUCAUGAGAACACCGGACAAGAUGCUACCGAUCCGGAAGAGGAGGAGCCUUGUUUGGAACCGGCGUGGCCUCAUUUGCAGCUGGUUUAUGAGCUUCUCCUUAGAUAUGUGGUUUCGUCUGAUACUGAUACUAAGGUAGCUAAACGUUACAUUGAUCAUUCAUUUGUGCUUAAAUUGCUUGAUUUGUUUGAUUCUGAGGAUCCUAGAGAACGUGAGUAUGUGAAAACUAUCUUGCAUCGUGUGUAUGGGAAGUUUAUGGUUCAUAGACCUUAUAUUAGGAAGGCUAUUAACAACAUAUUUUACCGGUUUAUAUAUGAGACGGAGAGACAUAGUGGGAUUAUGGAGCUUCUUGAGAUUCUUGGGAGCAUCAUUAAUGGGUUUGCUUUGCCCAUGAAGGAGGAGCAUAAAUUAUUUCUUGUGAGGGCGUUGUUGCCUUUGCAUAAACCUAAACCGGUAGCAGUGUACCAUCAGCAGUUGUCGUACUGCAUUUCUCAGUUUGUCGAGAAGGAUUUUAAGCUAGCGGAUACUGUUAUUAGGGGUUUGUUGAAGUACUGGCCUGUCACCAAUUGCCAGAAGGAAGUUCUAUUUCUCGGAGAACUGGAGGAGGUGCUGGAGGCUACGCAAGCUGCAGAAUUCCAGCGCUGCAUGGUUCUUCUCUUUAGACAGAUUGCCCGCUGUCUCAAUAGUCCGCAUUUUCAGGUUGCAGAACGGGCCCUCUUUUUAUGGAAUAAUGAGCACAUUGUCGGUUUAAUAGCCCAAAACAGGACUGUAAUAUUACCAAUAAUAUUCGAAGCAUUGGAGAAAAAUGUCCAGAGUCAUUGGAACCAGGCCGUUAAUGGGUUGACGGUGAAUGUCAGGAAAAUGUUCUUGGAAAUGGAUGCUGAAUUGUUUGAAGAGUGCCAGAGGCAGUAUUUGGAGAAAGAGGCUAAAGCCAAAGAGGUGGAAGAGCUGCGGGAAUUGAAUUGGAAGAGAUUGGCAGAUGCCGCCGCACUGAAUGGAGCAGAUAUGAUCACAGCUUAGCAACACUGGGAUUGUUCAUUGGAUAGGUGGAGGAUUAUAUUUUAUGUACUCUCUCCUUGCCUUUUUGGUGCCAUUAUUGAUUGGUUUCUUUCUACCCCUGUAAUUUAUUUUUGGUCUCCAUUUUCUCAGUUGGAUAAUCAGAAAGUUAAAGAAAGCAGUGAUUAAUGUAAGAUAAAAAUGUAUUGAACGUUAUUAGCAAUGUCUGCCGAUUAAGAAUGUUUUGUAAAAUUCUUGUAUUUUUUCGUACA